GUUUCCAAUCCACGUCUUUCGACUCCAGUCACAGCAGACGCGUCUCUCCCGGUGUUCCGGCCGACGUGCCUAAACUUGCACGGUAUAUCCCCGGCUCAUCCGCCCAAACCUGGGAGACUGCUGCCGCAUAUCGUGCGAGCUUCAUAGAGCACCGGAGACAUGGAGUCCCUGACCCUGAAGCCGGCGAGCGCCAUCGACACUAUCCUGGCCCUAAGAGACCCACGGACCAAGAACUGGAUUACGCUACAGAACCCCAUGUACAUCGCGGCCCUGCUGGGCACGUACUUGUACGUGGCCAAGUCCUUCGGGCCGCGAUUCAUGAAGAACAAGCAGCCGUACUCCGUAAAGCGGACUGUGAUGGCGUACAACCUGUUCCAGGUGCUUGCCAACGUGUAUUUCCUGUGGCGGAUCUUCUAUCACUCCUUCUGGGCAGCUGGAUACAGCGCCUACUGCCAGGGUCUCACCUACAGCGCUGACCCACACGCGUUGAGCCUGCUCGACUCUCUUUACUGGUACCUGUGGGUGCGCGUGGCCGACUUCAUGGACACUGUGUUCUUCAUCAUGAAGAAGAAGUUCUCGCACAUAAGCGUCCUCCACGUGGUGCACCACACCAUCGUCGUGUUCAGCGGCUGGAUGUUCAUGCAGUUCGGCGCCGAUGGACAGGUGGUUCUCGGCGUCUGCGUGAACUCGUUCGUGCACAUCAUCAUGUACACGUACUACUUCCUCGCCUGCCUCGGGCCGUCGGUGCAGAAGUACCUGUGGUGGAAGCGAUACCUGACCAGGCUACAAAUCGGGCAGUUCGUACUGCUCAUUGCGCAUGCGUUUAUCCCCAUCUUCGUGGACUGUGGCUAUCCUCCCCUUCUGCUCUACAUCGCCAUCCCUCAGGUCGCACUGGUUCUUGGACUGUUCAUUAAUUUCUACAUCCAGGCGUACAACAGCCGGAAGACGGCAUCCGCGGAAAAGGCAGCGAACGGACAUUCCAAAUACCCUGAAGAGAACUCGUCGUCGGCCGUUCCCACCAAUGAAACGGCCAAUGGAACUGCUAACGGAACAGCUAGCAGAACUGCCAACGACGCUGCGAAAAAAAUAGCCUGACGAAGAUACGUGUCAGUGUUUGUAAAUAGAAACUUGAAAUUCCGAGCGAGAACUGCCAACGCGAUGUUUGUCUUUUGUGGGACUGUUCCUUGCAAACGUUGUUCGUUGAUGUGCGAGAGUCUCUAUAGAUAUUAUUUUUGGCAUGUCUUACAGGGUUGUUGCUCAUUUAGUGUCAAUACGAAUUGGCUGACCGACUGUGAAAACGUAAUCAUGUCGCGCGACUCAUGGCUAAAUAUUCCAAGUAUGAUGGUUUCCGAAACCACUGGGAAACACUGCAUCAUUGAAAGCACAUCUAUGAACGUCGUGUUGUGCUUCUCAUAUCUAAAAGGCUGUCUAUGAAAGCUUACCAGAAGCAUUUCUCUUUUAUGGGCUUCUGCGGCAGUUGUCCCAGUUCCUUGCGUGAUAAGAUCUACUAGACCAACAGCCGAAUGAAGGUGAUGUUCAACUGAUCGCGGAAGGUUUGAAAUAUUAGCCUGUGCAAAAACACUGUGCAUAGAACAGUUAGCCCCUUUGAUUUGAGCAUAAGAGUUGACGUAUGCUUCAUUAGUUUAGGAAAUACAGUACGAUACUUUCUUUGUUACACAAGUUCGCGAUCCAGAGGCUGCAAUGUACCUGCGGUUUUGUUUGAAUUGUUUUAUAUAAUUCAAUGUUAUAAUAAUGCAAUUCAGACAUAAAAUAUGAAAUGUAUGUCUUUGUAUUAGCGCUAGCUCACCAUCACAAUAAUGCCUCCGGCUUUCAUUGUUGGUUUCCCGUGACGAAAUAAGAUGCCUAAGCAUGGCAUUUAUGUUUGUGAAAGUGUAUUUGACACUGUUAUUAGGGCAUCCGUUCACCGAAAAAAGUUGGUUGCCCUCUCCCAUACAUUAAUCUACGCAUCGCGGAAACAAUUUGCAGAGGCACGUCAUGCAAUUUUCUCCUCAGUAUAACCUGGUCACUGACAUCUUUCACUUAUGGAGUGGAGACAGCGUAGUAAAGUAUGUUCCUAUAGCCAAAGAGCGAAAAAAAAAAAGGCUUCCCAUGUAGUUAUGCUUAAGCUGCGCGACUGGGCAACGUUCCGUAUGUCGCCUGAUGCGUAUUGUGAUAUAUUAUUUCUUGCUAGCGCGUGGUAUUCCCAACCUACGUAAAAGGGAAAAGACAAAGGAUUGUGCACAUGUUUCAUAAUGUAAAAUGGGUCGCCAGGUCAGAUGUGUAGGAGCGAUUGCUCGCACGAAUAUGCGGGGCUGUCGAAGGACUGUGCGGCCAAGCUCAGAUGGGGCUAUAUACUGGCGUUGCGAGGCUUUACGUCUAUAUUCAAAAAGCUUUUUUCUUCUUAACCGCUGCUUACCAUUGGCUGACCGCAUUGGCUAAUAAGAUGUUCAACAUUAUGAUUGGCUGCAACGCGCUUUUACGAACAGCGUUAGCGUAAGAACUUGUUUCUAAUACGGCUUGUCUUACUUUAUUACAAUGUUAGCAGUUUUGAAGGGAGGGCUCCACAAGUACCACGCCACGACCGCAAAACAAUCCCGGUGACGGUUUUGACAACGAUAGUACGCCGCACAAAUAGGGCCUCUUGUUAACCUUUCAUAUAAAACGGAAGUCGAGUAGCUUGUGCGACGUCUCUUGCUUUUCGAAAAAAAAAAGAACGCAUUGACAUUAGCUCCUCCAUGGUCCAUUGGCAUCCCGGUGCUCCUAUUAAUUAAGCCGACGAGAGCUAUAUCACUGGUGCACGAUAAUUUGUUGAGCAUUUCAUUUACGUGGCAUAAGGCCCACGCUCUCAAGGUGUGUGUCAUGAAAUCUCUCCGCUUUAUGUCUCAUCCCCGUCCUUGUGCAUUUCCUUAUGUAUUUGUGUAUUUACACAAUGUCCUUGUGUAUUUGUCUGUUGUUCAAAUUGUGAAUAAAUGCAUUUUUCUAUGCAAAUUGGAAGAUCAGCUACGACUGAUCCAACGAGCUGAGCGGAUGGCCCGUGCUAGUGGGGCCUUGGAAUAGGGGCACCACCCUGCUGGACAAACUUCGUCUUUAACCCCCUACCCCCUCUGUGGACUGGGGUAGGAGCCU
Molecule: messenger RNA, 3126 nt
Organism: Dermacentor silvarum
Lineage: Eukaryota; Metazoa; Arthropoda; Arachnida; Ixodida; Ixodidae
Product: elongation of very long chain fatty acids protein AAEL008004
Exons: 1
Coding region: 160-1095 (311 amino acids)
Biological process (GO): sphingolipid biosynthetic process; fatty acid elongation, saturated fatty acid; fatty acid elongation, monounsaturated fatty acid
Cellular component (GO): endoplasmic reticulum membrane
Molecular function (GO): fatty acid elongase activity
Source: RefSeq, a predicted model, not a curated record